UUCAGCUCGUGUUUUCGGAGGACAGUAUUAUUAGCGGAGCAGCGUGUUUCCGCUUGGUUCUCAUGAUGGCGAUGACUUUGAUCAGAGGGAAUUUUUCAGGAAUAUUAAGAGUUUUUCAUACAACAGGAUCUCAUUUAUCUCCGUCUACAGCUACACGCUGUUUGGUUCCUACAUUGACAUGUUAUCAAAACUCUUCAAGCGUCACAAACCCUGCAAGUUUUGUUCCACACACAUCAUUAUCUAAACCACCAUGGCCAGAACUACCAGCAUUUGAUCCUGAAGAUGAAGAGAGAAAACAUGGAGUGCUUGUUCAGAAGGUAAACGGCCUCAUUCAGAAAGGAGAAUACGGACGAUUGUUUGCUGUCGUUCACUUUGCUGGGCGUCAGUGGAAAGUCACAAAUGAAGAUUUGAUCCUUAUUGAAAACCACAUUGAUGCCGAGUGUGGUGAUCGAAUCAGAAUGGAAAAGGUGCUGUUGGUCGGAGGAAAUGAUUUCACUCUUAUUGGAAAACCACUUCUAGGCGGUGAUCUGGUGAGAGUUCAGGCCACAGUUAUUGAGAAAACUGAAUCCUGGCCAAUGGUUCACAUGAGAUUCUGGAAGAGACAUCGAUACCAAAAAAAGAGAACCAUUAUUCAGCCUCAGACUGUGUUGAGGAUAAACACCAUUGACAUCUUGCCCAAACUGCUUUAAUCUGUUAUUUAUCUGCCGUCUCUGUGUAACAUCAGGCCUGAUUUUUAAGGUUUGUGGUCAUGUAAAUAAAGUUUUCAAAUUAAUAUCUUUUAUAGUUGUUUUUCUGUUAAGUGAAAUAACAUCUGUACACAGACGAAUGUUGCCUGUUGUAUAUAUCAAAUUAAAAAAUGUUUU
This is a messenger RNA of Paramisgurnus dabryanus, 863 nucleotides long. RefSeq names its product mitochondrial ribosomal protein L21 (gene mrpl21). Lineage: Eukaryota; Metazoa; Chordata; Actinopteri; Cypriniformes; Cobitidae. Gene Ontology annotation, molecular function: RNA binding; structural constituent of ribosome. Gene Ontology annotation, cellular component: mitochondrial large ribosomal subunit; ribosome. The record is from RefSeq and is a predicted model, not a curated record. Gene Ontology annotation, biological process: translation.